GAGGGGGAGGGCAGCGGUAAGAACCCAGGUCGUGCAGCUGCUUCGGGAAAGGAUGCCGGAGAUGGCGAGAAAACUGCCAAUAAUUCUAGCGCCGACUCGGGAGGAAAUUAUACUCUAGGCCAACCUGCGCAUGAGGACGGCUUCACGACCUGGCGCGACUUCUGCGCGCUGAUCUCCAGGAGUCCGGUUCUCGAGAAAGUUCUGUUGGGCCCAGCCAGUGAAGGAGAAAACGGUCAUCUGGGUGGUCGAAACGAAGGAGACUUUUCUACUGCAGGUUCAUCUGCUAACACUAGUUUCACUACUUCCAAAACGAGCAAAGCGAAAGCGCAUGGUCCUCUCCAACCCAGUGACACGAGGGAGAGCGACCGGCUGUCUGCAACAAACAACUCCUCCGGGGUAGUUCUUGGGCCAGGUGGAGAGUAUUAUCAUCGUGGGCAACAAGACCGCGGCCCAAUCCCAAACGACCAAGAAGACCGCCUCUCAAAAACGUCCAGCACAGCAAAUAGCAAGCAGGAGCAAUUGAGCGGAGGUGCCGCAGCUUCCUCUACUACAAGCAUUGGAGGGGGAGGAAGUGAUGGUGGAAAAAAGAGCACCGCUCCGACGCUACUGGAAAGAGCGGAAGUACCAAUGCAACACAAGAACUCCGCCGGCCUUCUAAGCACGCUUCUGGAGUCGGAACCUUUUUUCGAGGACUUUUCCUUUGACCGAUUCGGUUUUGCGUUGGAGCAGUGUUUCGAGUUUGGGGAGGUACAACUGUUUAUCAAAUGUAAAAGUGUCUGGGUCUGGAAGAAUGCAACCUGUGAUGCUGCAUUUGGAUUCCAAAAAAAUCUGCAUUGCAUGAGCACCAAAGGGGAUGCAAUCUUUGCUACGCUGAGAAGGCAUUUGUCAUGCGGAAUGCGCAUCAAGAAGCCCUCAAAAAAUCUGUAUUGCUAGGGUAUGCAUCACAGACAUCAUGGCUCAUCCUGAUGCAAAACGUGCAUGACAAGUGUCGGAAUCUUCCAGACCCAGACAUUUUUACAGUUGAUACUGUUCAGCGACCGCAGGGACGACGAAGAUGCUGGUGCGGAGAGCAACAAGGUCUUGGUGUCUGGUGUCGACGGCGAAAAAGAAAAGGUGCAGCCCCAAAGUAGAACCAACUAUUCCCUAUCUCUUCCCCUGAUAUUUUUCCUAGAAUCCGGCGAACUACAGCAGCAGGUGACUACAGCGGGUGGUUCAUCUGCAGUAGUCACUACUUCUGCCACUUCGGAAGUAGGUGCAACAGGGAAAAAUAAAAGCACCCCCGGCGACGAAGGAGCGGUUUCGAGACACCAGGUUUUGCAGCAGCGCAUCAGAGUAGUGGGACCCAGUUUUGUGGUUCAUUGGGACAACUACAUCCGGGCAGCUCAGAAAUCCGGUGGUGCAGUGAACGAUAGUAGCGCGACUUCAAAGAAGUUAUCGGGAGCUGCUGCUGGUGUCCCCCCUGCUGGAGCAGCGGCGAGCACAGUCGAGCAGGGAGUCCUGGGCGACCGCAAGGAAAUAGAGGACCUCCUGUCCGCGACCUUCUUCUACGGUUGUGCACGACCUGCAGGAGAAAACAGUACCCCCGCUUAUGAUCCGCAGAACAAGAAAGCCUCUACAGCAAAGUUUUGGAAGCUCACGUCCCUGGCCAAAUUUGCGCAGGUGCUGCACUCCGCGAGGCUGUUUGAACUGGGGAGUUUUGCACAAGUGAUCAGUGCAACGCCCUUGUUUUCUGCCUUGAGCCAAGACCAACACCGGAAAAUCGCGGAGAUCUGCACGAUUGGAUACAGGUUUCAUUUUUCCCGAAGUUGUUAUCCUAGUGCUUCCGAUAAAAAUCAAAAUCACAUGAACAAAGUGAGAUCAGACAUCGACAGAGAAACAGCAGCAACAGAACCAGCAACAACCUCAUCGUCGUGCAGCGUGACAGCAAGCGGAGUGAUUGUCUGCAACGGUGCGAUGCACUUUCCCGGGGCAAGGUAUCCCUUUGCUACUCGGCCCGCGAGCGGGUUGGUUGAUAAAAUAAUCAAGCAGGAAGAAGAACAGGAGGAGACCUUGAACUACGCCGGCGCGGGGGGACGACCUGUUGCAUGUGCUGCGGAAGAUCAACAUCAUCAAGACGGGGUCGUUCUUCCCCAAUCCGUUCUCGUGGAUCCGCACGUCUACGUCCUGGCAAGCGGAAGGCUGCAGAUCUGGCAGGAACGGGAUCAGUCCGUAGAAGAUGAGUGCGUAGGAGAUCAUGGAUCACCUCCUUCCGGCCGAGCCGACGAGGAGUUGUACAACCAGCUGUCUGGCGAAAUUGUUGGACCGGGGACCUGUUUCAACGAGAUGCAAAUUAUUAGCCGCACGGGCGGCGGUAGAAAUCAUUCGGUGACUACCACGACAGCGUCAUCUUCAUCUGCUAGUACAGGCACGGACCGCACGGUUGUACAACGACGAGGACCAAGUGAGGAGGGAGAUCAUGAUGGUGCUCCUCACAACUCCGGAACAGUUGUGGUCUCGUGUGCUCCACCAGCAGCGGCUCCUCGUUCAGGGAAUUGUGGUCGACAUGAGGAUCAUUCUCCGCCGACGAAGAUCAAAACCUCCAAGCCAAUCGUGCCAGCGGUUCUACUCAAGUUUUCCACGGCGGAGUUUCUGGAACGGCUGGGCACACUGGGGACCGCCUUGACGGCGAACGAUCGGGAGGUGAAGGUGGGAAAGAGAGUAUCAAGUGCAAAAAUGUCUGGGUCUGGAAAAGUGUAAACUUGUCAUGCAGAUUUUCCAUGACCCACGAGGUCCGGAACGCGGGACAUAGCAUGACAGACUCUGCGAGGUCGCUGCCAUGCCUCUGCCAUGCCUCUCCUGCAUGAGAAACUCCCUUCCAACUUGGUCAAAAGUGGACAGCUUUUGGCACUCAUGCAGCACAGAUUUUUGCAUGCUUCAGAUUUACCAUGACAAGUUGCCACCUUCCAGACCCAGACAUAUUUGCAAUUGAUAGAGAGAAGGAGAAAACGAUCCGGAUGAGGACGAGGACGGGGAGUCGGACUACUGAUAGGACGCGAGUAGAGAAGUUCUUGUGGUGCUAGUACAAGCACUACUACCCAUUUGUAAAAAGUAGGAUCAACAACAUGGCCGCCGCGUGUUGAAAAAAGUUUAGAAAAGAAUAUAACCUAUUUGAACUACGGGAGAAGAUGUGGUUGCAAAAAUCGCUCUUCUGUUGUAUCGAAGUGUAGGCAGAGCAAAAACUGCUGCUCAAUGGUGACAAAUCGCGCAUGGUCCUCGAGAUGAAUCAAGGUUGAUAUGAGUAACGCCACUGUCAGUUGUAAGCCACCAGAAAAGCAAACCAAGUACAGCAGCUCUUCAGCUUCAACCGUUGAAGCUGUGGCAGAAAUG
Molecule: messenger RNA, 3366 nt
Organism: Amoebophrya sp. A120
Lineage: Eukaryota; Dinophyceae; Syndiniales; Amoebophryaceae
Source: the annotation of a GenBank genome assembly